UAGGAAGUGUGAAAAAGGCGUAUUCACACAACGCCUGGGUCUUACUUUCAACGUUGUAUUCUGGCCACAGAAACAGGGUUCCAAGUAUUUUGUGAAGACUACAUGUCGUAAGAUUUUGCGUUUGUUAUCAGCGACGUUGUAUUCUACAUGAUACAUACAGCACGGUAUUGUUCUAACGUGGCACCCGAAGAUGGAUGAAAAGGAAUAACGUACAUCUGAAACAUCAGGAAGUGAUGGCUAGAUGGUCUCCGAGUUUACUAAAAUGUCACAUUCCUCCAUCUUGCUUGAAAAAAAGGAUGAAAUGCCUGUUCCUAAGAUUUAGUUUGUAUAUAUUUGGUGUUCAUAUUAUUCUCACUUAUGGAUGUGAUCCAACCAGUUAUGUAUCAGUAGCUGGAGAUUGCUGUCCCUUGUGUCCUAUAGGGGCCGUGGUCCUCAGAGACUGCAUUGGUGAUUCCAAUACCACAUGCGAACCUUGUGACAGUGGAAUGUUCAUGAAUCAACCCAAUGAUUUUAACAAGUGUUUUCCAUGUAAAACUUGUGACAGCGCAAAAGGCCUUUACGUUUCACACACCUGUACUAUAAAAAGCGACACAGCGUGUGAGGUUAUGGAUGGAUAUUACUGUAAGCAAUACUCAGGCAUUGAAUGCACUUUUGCCUUGAAGCACAGACAGUGUGGCCCAGGAGAACAAAUAAUGGCUCCAGGGACUAAAGACUCAGACACUGUGUGUGAGCCAUGUCCACCAGGAUUUUACUCUCCACUGGGUAUAAACUGCGUUAAACUGACUAACUGUUCAGUCAAAGAUGAGAUCAAGGACAAAGAAGACAGUUCUGUAGAUGUUCAGUGCACACCAGCAUCAAGGGGGAGAUAUGGCCUAAUAGCAACUGUAGUUCUUUUGUUACCAGAAGUUUUGUGGUUAGCAUUUUCAUAUGUGAAACAAAACUGUCUGGUAACAUCAAAAGAGACUAAGUGUAAUGGUAACAACACAGACGCAUCAGGAAAAAGUUGAGACCGGGGAAGAGGAUUUAUUACAGCCUUAAAGUGAACUCAUCACUUCUAAAGAGGACCAACUAGCACUGUAGAGGGAGCUGAUCACGACCUGCAGACUUCGCUUGUGGACACCAGGCAGGCAGAGGUGUAGCACAUCAAGAGUGGAAGUCUUGAGUUCAGUUUUUAUAUUUAUGUAAAAACUACUGCAGUGGUACGUGGACAAGCUCUCAGUCAGAUAAACAAAUUCUGUAUGCCAUAGUAGAAAGUGGUAAAUCUGACCAGACAUUACAUAACAGCUUUAAAAGUUAAAGCAGGUUUUGCAUUUUUUAAUGCAACUUUAACAGUAUUAGGGCUGUGGUGCCUGCCUGGGGAAGAACUGUCACACGCUGACUGGGAAACCUGAUGAGAGCUCAUAGACACACACAACCACCAGCGCAAGUUAACCGGUGUGCUUUACUUACACAUUCUACGUGACACAAAACCAUGCAACCCAUGCAUUUAGUUGGCACUGUUUCUCAUCAGGUUGGUGUGUCUGGGCCCUUUAGACACAACGCAGCAUUUAUAUACUGGUUUUAACAAUGCCAUCUUAAGGGCUUUUACAUUAUUGUGUUAGCUUAAGUGAAUAUUUGUUAGAUAAGCCCUCGAGUGAAAACAGUUGUCGAAUUAAGCAGCAGAAAUCAUUGUGACCUGAUGUAAUUCUUUUUUAAUUCUGAAAGAAUGACACACACAGUCAUUUAUAAGCCAUAGCUUAGUAGUAGCAGUAAACCUCUUUAAAAUGCUGAACAUUUCAAAACUAUAAUAUUGGAUUUAAUGUGUUGCAGACUAUUCCAUCUGUUAUACAUGACUGCUGAUACAACUUCAUUACUCUGCUACCUAGCUAGUUAGCAUGCUAGGCUACAUGGCUAAUAACAAAAAAAGGCAAUACACUACUGCUCUACAACAGUGUUUAUAGCUAGACAAGGCAAUUAUUCACAGAUUUUAUGUAGUAAUGUUUAAGCCUCUCGUCCACUCCUCUUCUUCUGCUAUAAGUGGUCACUUGUAUAACUCAGGAGUGACACAAAUUUGAGUUGUGAGUUGUGAACUGAAACAGCCCCUCAGCUGCAUAAAAUCUGCAUUACUACUCUGCAAUAGCUUUGGCCACUUAGGUGAAUGUAGGAGGGGCACAAAAGAAGCACAUUGUUUGCUGUCUGAGCCACUGACUGUAUAUACUUCCAAACACAGCUGAAGUGUCACCACAAUCACUUUAAAACAGCCUCUUCUGCAUUAAUUCAAAUAUUCAACCACCCAGUAACUUCAACCAAAAGAAACCUGUGGAUGCUGAUUCUUAGAUGUAUGUUAUUAUUAAGUUAUUAAGUUUUAUCACAUAUAGCUUGAUUUGUAUCUCGACCCAUGUUCAUUAGUUAUCUUGAAUUGAAGUCGUGAAACACUAACACCAAAUUUACACUGAUCAACCAUAACAUUAAAACCACCUCCUUGUAUCUGCAUACUUUGUUAGCUCCCUUUCACCUUGUUCUUCAGUGGUCAGGACCACCUUAAAGCAGGUACAAUUUGGGUGGUGGAUCAUUCUCAGCACUGCAGUGACACUGAUGUGGUGGUGGUUUUGUGUGUGUUGGGCUGGUAUGAGUGGAUCAGACACAGCAGUGCUACUAGAGUUUUUGUAUGCAGAGAAACAGAUGGACUACAGUCUGUAACUAUAGCGUCUACCUCCGUGGUAAAUGGUGCUAAUAAAAUGGACAGUGAGUGUAGGAGGAGGUGGUUUUCAUGUUAUGGCUCAUCAGUGCACACUCCUGGGCAAAAAAUGGGCCAAGCCCAAAAUGGCAAAACAGUAAGCUUGUAAUGGUCUUAACAACAAAUCAUUAAAAAAAUAGAUAAAAUAACUAAUUAUGGGACAGCUUUUCCUUUGAUUUCUUUACAUUUUGUUUGUAAAUUUGCAGAGUCCUUUACAGAAAGAAGAGUUAUUAUUUUUUCACUCAGCAUUGGCUUCAAACACUUGAAAAACAUUACAUUUACAUUUACAGCAUUUAGCGAACGCUCUUGUCCAGAGCGACUUACAAAAAUGCUUUGUUGUCAACUUUGCUAGUUACAAAUAGGUUAGAGAGAAAGCUAGUCCUGAGCUCAGAUACUGCUAGAAACAAAAGAGUUAAACAUAGUGAAAUACAUUUCAGUAAGUUCAGUGCAGUACAUUACAGUAAGUACUUUACUUAAAUCUGGACUCUGACCAGGCCAAAACCAUCAGUAAAAAGCAUUAUAUUCAGGGCUUGGCCAAUUUUUUUUGCCCACGAGUGUAUAACAUGCUCUUUUACCUAAAUGUAUUUUACUACUAAUUUUUAAAACAUUGGUAAAUGCAUUUUGUAUUUUUGUUGAAAUUAAGUCAAAGUUUUGUAA
Colossoma macropomum (tambaqui) is the source of this 3373-nucleotide messenger RNA. RefSeq names its product tumor necrosis factor receptor superfamily member 14-like. Lineage: Eukaryota; Metazoa; Chordata; Actinopteri; Characiformes; Serrasalmidae. The transcript has 8 exons. The coding region runs from base 195 to 1007 and encodes 270 amino acids. Gene Ontology annotation, cellular component: external side of plasma membrane. Gene Ontology annotation, molecular function: protein binding. The record is from RefSeq and is a predicted model, not a curated record. Gene Ontology annotation, biological process: negative regulation of alpha-beta T cell proliferation; defense response to Gram-negative bacterium; positive regulation of peptidyl-tyrosine phosphorylation.